Messenger RNA from Zygosaccharomyces rouxii, 1191 nucleotides. It is a transcript of the gene BUR2, whose product is annotated as Bur2p. The record is from RefSeq and is a predicted model, not a curated record. Gene Ontology annotation, molecular function: cyclin-dependent protein serine/threonine kinase activator activity. The transcript has a single exon. Bases 1 to 1191 code for a protein of 396 amino acids. Gene Ontology annotation, cellular component: nucleus; cyclin/CDK positive transcription elongation factor complex. Lineage: Eukaryota; Fungi; Ascomycota; Saccharomycetes; Saccharomycetales; Saccharomycetaceae. Gene Ontology annotation, biological process: positive regulation of DNA-templated transcription, elongation; regulation of transcription by RNA polymerase II.
AUGAGUUCUGAAUCUGAUAAUCAUCAAGCAGCAACUCCAACAGCUCCAGCGGCUCCAACAGCCCCAGCAGCUCCGGCAGCUCAACCGUCUAGAAAAGAGUACAAUACAAGGUUACUUUGGCCCGAUAUGAUAAAGACGCCAAAUAAUACGUGGACUUUUAGCUGUAAGGAAAUUGUUGAAAAACUGGGCACAAACCCCCAGGCUACAGCUGAAUUGAAGCGCAAUAUGGAAAAAUGUCUAAUAUAUUUUUACACCGUCAAGAAAGUUCUCAACCUUUUUGAUCAUACCUAUACGGCCUCAUGCAUGCUGUUCUUUAGAUACUGGUACGUUUAUGGACUACCACCAUACCUGCCAGAUUGUAUUCACAUUGCACAAGCCAUUUUAGUGACAGCUUGCAAGACUAUGGAAAAUAAUAGACCCAUCGAUGCAUAUAUUAAGGCUACUUGUGACUAUUUCAUCAAAGAAACUACUGGAUUGAGAGUUAGGCAAAACUUGGAUAAAUUAAAGUGGGACGUUAGGGAUAGGCUAGUAAGCAAUGAGAAAAAAAUAUUGUGUUGUUUUGGGUUUGAUUUAAACUUAGAGAACCCAAAGGAAUUAAUCGAAGAUAUGUUUAGUGGAUUUUACCGUUUCAACAGAGAUUACAAUUUGCCUGAUGACUUUACACAAAUCUUCCCCAAAAUUUUACAAGAGGCACGUAAUUUUAUCGUUCAAGCUGUAACACAACCGGUAUCGUUACUAUGCGAUGGUUAUACUUUUGUCGCUCUGGCACUAAUAUACUGUGGUUUACAAUACAAGAAAAACGUAGAUGAGUCGUUCCAAUUCCCAUCAAAUUUCUUCAGAGAUAAAUUUCCGGUCUUGGUAACUGCACAGCGGUUUGGACAGUUCUUUAACGAUUAUAGAGUUUUGGAAGAGAACUUUUUUGAUUUAAAGAGUAAUAAGAGAGAAAAAUUACAAAUUAGCGUUCAAGAGAUUGAUGAGUUGAUAAAUGAAGAUCCAUUACCGGAUGGUGAAGUAAGUGAUCCUUACGACUACAAUUUAAUUAAAUCUGGUGAAGUGAGACAAGAAUUAAAGGAUCACAUUCAUAAGAGAAUCAGAGACAUUUAUGAAAGAACAGUGGCGGAGACGAAAAAAAGGAUGUCACCGGAAAAUGUAGCUGAUUUAGAACAAAGUAAGAAAAAGUUGAAGACCUAA